AAUGGUUUCCAUAUUAAUCUAAUAUUGUUUCCUAUAUUUACUUCUCUUUUGUUUCAAAAACUCCUAGAAUAACAUCUCUUAACCUGUAUUUUUAUGUAGAUGGACCUACUGUAAUUGUAUUCAUUGUGCUCUGUGUGUGUGUGUGUGUAAAAUCAUUUUAUUUAUCAGUAGAUUCACUAUGUUCACCAGAAGAUAAAAGCAUGUUCUCCUUACUUGCAGCAUAGGUUUUUCAGGAUUAAUCUGUAUUGAUGCUCAUUCUAUAGGCUUCCUCUAUCAAAGAAAACACAAUGUUUUGGCCUCUGUUAUUCCUCUCACACACACUUCUCCUAUGUAAUUUUUGAAAUGUCUUUUUUUUUGUAGCCCUAAACUAAUAUAGCUAGAGGUCUUCUAGUCAUGCUACUAUCUCUAGGAGAAAAAUAACAUGUUGAAUUCUUCAAAUUUUAGACAAGACUGACAGUCUUAUGUGCAUACAAGUACAUACACAAGAUGAUAAUACAUUGUAUCGGGCCUUUGCUAGAUUUCCCUUAGCAACUGCCUCAGUUAAUGGCCACUGUACAAACUGCUGAAGAAAAGAGACAUUUAUUCUUGCACUGGCACUUUUUGACCCCUUAGUGAUAAUUUUGUGGUUCUUUUGAUCAAAGUGCUAGUUAAGGUAAAAUUACCUUUAGAUUAUAUGUAUACGUUUAAAGGUUAACUAAGUUGGCUUUAAAAUGUAAUCAUCUCUCACUGGCAGAAGAAUAGGAUGAAAAUUUGCUUUUCAUUGUAUGUUCCUUUGUAUCUUUCAAGUAUUUUCUAUUCAAAUAGAAAAUAUAUAAAAUUUAAAUAAUCUCUGAUAAAACUUCAAAGUAAAAGCACAUAUCCUAGUAAAACAUCACAAUAUUAAUUUGAAAACAUUAUUAUUAAUGUGUAAUUAAAAUGCCAUUUUAAAAAGAAUAUUAAAAGGCAACAACUCUACAGGGAGCUUACUAUAAAUAUUAAUUGUUUUAAACCAAAUAAAACAACUUCUGGGUCAGUCAUCUCCAAUAGGUAUAGUUUAGUCUAAAAAUGAAUUAAUUUCCAGUGAUAACUGUAGUUCUUAUUUGAUAAUAGAUAUUAAAGAUAUUAACAAUAAAGCUUAGAGCAUAAUAAGAAAUAAAAUUUUAUUUUUAAAAGAGUAAAUAUAUUCCAGAAAUUUGAGUAAUUUAAUAUGACACUAACCCCAAAAUCUGAUCAUUUAAUAAUACUUUGUUAAGACUUUAACCAUACUUCAUCCCACACUUCUUGGCAAUUACUUUUAAAAUAUGAAUUCAGAGAUAAAUUAUUCCAAACUAUAAAAAGCAAGUAGUAACUUUUUCCUAAGUAAUCUAGCAUGCAAUAUUACAAAUCUGAGUGCAGUAACUGCCUAGGACUCUAAGCGCCGCUGUUCACCUACUUGGAGAUAAAUGCAACCAAAAACCGUCCGGAUACUCUGGGCUCCCACCUCACAAAGACCCGCAGAUCUCACAAACCAACUGCAGGACCGCAGCAAAAUUCCGCCCCUAAAUUUGGGAAACUCCAGCUUUCCAUAAGCUGAUCUGCAAAGCAGCAACAAGGUAAAGAAGACAUAUAUGCCCAGUGAAGAUUCUGAGUGGAUUCCUUAGUGAAAGAACAAUGGCCACUCCAAAGAAUUACCGAGGACGCGGCGAUCUGGUACUGCUGUGCGCGCUCCUGGGCACGCUAGGGGAGAUCGGGAGAGGACAGAUCCACUACUCCGUGCCUGAAGAGAGCGACAAAGGAUACUUCGUGGGGAACAUCUCCAAGGACCUGGGGCUGGAGUCACAAGAGCUGGCGCAGCACGGAGUCCACAUCGUCUCCAGAGGUAGGAUGCAGCUCUUUGCUUUGAACCCGGGAAGCGGCAGCUUAGUCACCGCGGGCAGGAUAGACCGGGAGGAGCUCUGCGCUCAGAGCGCGCGGUGUCUUGUAAAUAUUAACAUCCUGGUUGAGGAUAAAGGGAAACUUUGGGGAAUAGAAAUAGAAAUCACUGAUAUCAACGAUAAUAAUCCGAAGUUCCAGGUCGACAAUCUGGAAGUAAAAAUUAACGAAAUUGCUUUGCCCGGAACACGUUAUCCACUCCCAGGGGCUGUUGACCCCGAUGUGGGCUUGAAUUCCCUGCAGAGCUAUCAGCUCAGCCCCAAUCACCACUUCUCCCUGGACGUGCAAACUAGAGACGACGGAACUACAAGCCCAGAGCUGGUGCUGGAGAGCGCCCUGGACCGCGAGGAGGAGGCUGCUCACCGUCUGGUCCUCGUCGCCUCCGAUGGAGGCGAACCGCGUCGCUCCAGCACAGUGCACAUCCGAGUGACAGUGUUGGAUACAAACGACAAUGCCCCGGUUUUUGCUCAACCGAUUUACCGAGUGAAAGUCCCAGAGAACGUGCCCCCGGGCACCCGGCUGCUUACUGUAAGCGCUAGCGACCCGGAUGAGGGAACCAACGGAGAAGUGGCUUAUAAAUUCUGGAAAAUUAGUGAAAAACAAUCUCCGUUAUUCCAGCUUAAUGAAAAUACUGGCGAAAUAUCAACAGCAAAGAGUUUAGAUUAUGAAGAAUGUGCAUUUUAUGACAUGGAAAUACAGGCUGAAGAUGUGGGGGCACUUCUGGGACGGACCAAAGUGCUCAUUUCAGUGGAAGAUGUCAAUGAUAAUAGACCCGAAGUGACCAUUACAUCUUUGUUUAGCCCAGUCUUGGAAAAUACUCUUCCUGGGACAGUAAUUGCCUUCUUGAAUGUGCAUGACAGAGACUCUGGGAAGAAUGGUCAAGUUGUCUGUUACACACGUGAUAACUUACCCUUUCAAUUAGAAAAAUCAAUAGAUAAUUAUUAUAGAUUGGUGAUAUGGGAAUAUUUGGACCGAGAAAAGAUCUCUAUGUAUAAUAUAACAGUGAUGGCCUCAGAUCUAGGAACCCCACCUCUAUCUACUGAAAUUCAUAUUGCCCUGCACGUGGCAGACACCAACGACAAUCCACCCAUUUUCCCUCAUGCCUCCUACUCAGCCUAUAUCCCGGAGAACAACCCCAGAGGUGCCUCCAUCUUCUCUGUGACGGCCCAUGACCCUGACAGUGGCAACAAUGCCCAGGUCACUUACUCCCUGACAAAAGACACCAUCAUGGCGACGCCUCUCUCGUCUUAUGUCUCCAUCAACUCUGACACUGGCGUCCUAUAUGCGCUGCGCUCCUUUGACUAUGAGCAGAUCCAAGACUUGCAGCUACUGGUGACAGCCAGUGACAGCGGGGACCCUCCACUCAGCAGCAACGUGUCACUGAGCCUGUUCAUCCUGGACCAGAACGACAAUGUGCCAGAGAUCCUGUACCCCAUGCUUCCCACCGAUGGUUCCACGGGUGUAGAGCUGGCACCCCGCUCUGCAGAGCCCAGCUACCUGGUGACCAAGGUGGUGGCUGUGGACAGAGAUUCAGGUCAGAACGCCUGGCUGUCCUACCGCCUGCUCAAGGCCAGCGAGCCGGGACUCUUCGCGGUAGGGCUGCACACGGGCGAGGUGCGCACAGCGCGGGCCCUGCUGGACAGAGACGCGCUCAAGCAGAGCCUGGUGGUGGCGGUCCAGGACCAUGGCCAGCCCCCUCUCUCUGCCACCGUCACACUCACCGUGGCAGUGGCCAGCAGCAUCCCAGAAGUCCUUGCCGACCUGGGUAGUAUCAGGACCCCCACCAGCUCUGAUGAUUCAGACCUCACACUAUACUUGGUGGUGGCAGUGGCCGUUGUUUCCUGCAUCUUCCUCGCCUUUGUCAUUGUGCUGCUGGCUCUCAGACUGUGGCGGUGGCACAAGUCGAGUCUUCUCCAGGCUUCGGGCGUCGGGUUGGCAGGCCUGCCAGCCUCAGGCUUUGUGGGCAUGGAGGGAGUACAGGCUUUCCUGAAGACAUAUUCCCAUGAGGUCACCCUUACCUCUGAUUCGCGGGGGAGUCACGUGAUCUUCCCGCAGCCCAACUAUGCGGACACGCUCAUCAGCCAGGAGAGCUGUGAGAAAAAGGAUUCCUUGUUAACAUCCAGAGAUUUUCAUGAAUGUAGGGAUGAAGCUGCUUCUGUUCAGGUGAGUUCAGUUCUUUGUUUACGUUUAUUUCUUAGAGGAAUUAUAUUUUUUAUACAUUUGUGUUUUGAAACAUGCACUGCGAAGAAAGUUUAAAAAUAAUUUUAAGGUGUACCACAAAGUUUUGGGUUUGUGUUAGUGAUACCAUAAAAUUGAGUUCUAAUCAACAUAAUUGUUUU
Molecule: messenger RNA, 4229 nt
Organism: Delphinapterus leucas (beluga whale)
Lineage: Eukaryota; Metazoa; Chordata; Mammalia; Artiodactyla; Monodontidae
Source: RefSeq, a predicted model, not a curated record